UGCCGUUGACCGACUCCUGUUUCUCUCUUUAAUUUUAAUUUAUUUUAUGUUUUUGUCACCAUGACUGCUCUUAGUCAUAUUCCUCUCUUCCUUAGCUGUCAACGUACCAAACUCCAAAAUUCAUUUGAUCAGUAUUUCAAUCAUCGAUCCAAGCAUCCAAAUUCCCAUCUGGGUUUUACUCUCUACCUCAGAAUCUUAAAUGGGUCGAAGGCAAAACGACCCAGAAUCCUCCCGGUUAACCUAUCUCAUCCUUCUUCUGAUGGGUUUUAUCUCCUGUGCUUUGGCCUACACAGUCCUCUCCUUAGUCCUAAAUCCCAAUGUUGGUUUUACGAAUUCAGGCUCUCAGUCUUUGGCAUUUAUAAAGGAGAGUUCAGAGGGUAAUGAUGGUGAUUGCUGUAGAGGGAUUGAGAAUUUGGAGCUAUGGGGGCCUGCAGUGAAGUGGGGUUCAGAGUUUAAGUUUAAUUCUUCCAAGGAGUGUUGCCAGGCGUGUAAGGCUAUGUGCAAUGGCAAUGAUGGACCUUGCUUGUGUGAUACUUGGGUUUUUUGUGGGAAUAAAAAGACUUGUGGAUCAAAAUUCGGUGAGUGUUGGUUGAAGAAACAGAAGGAUACAUUGACCCCUGAUCGGCAGGAAGCUGGUGACAAAGUUAGUUGGACUUCGGGACUCAUUUUCGGAAAAGGAGAGGGCAUUGUUGGCUUGGAAACAGAGUAUGGUACUCUGCAUAUAAAGCUGUUCCCUGACUGCGCUCCACAUUCUGUAGCUUACAUCCUUGAGUUGUUGGCAUUGCGCCAUUGUGCUGGAUGUGAAUUUUUCCGUGCUGAAAGCCGAGGCCAGCUUUGGGAUUUGGAAGGAAACCACAUAGAAAAUGCUUCUUUUGGCCCUCCUUUUGCUUUAAUUCAAGGAACAUUGGAAGCUCAAGGAACAACAUUCAAGAAAAUCCCAACCGAAGCUUGCCCAACUAUAAAAAGGGGUUCAGUUGCUUGGGUUGGUUCUAGCUCUGAAUUCUUAAUUAGCCUAGCCAACCACCAAGAAUGGAAAAAUGCAUACACAGUCUUUGGUUCUGUUCUUCCAGAAGACAUGAAAAUUGCUGAGAAAAUUGCCAACCUCCCAACCAAAUCAGAUGUUUGGAACAAUAUUAACGUGUCUGUCUUGGAAAAUCCUGUUCCCUUAAUGUUCCGGAGAAUAAAGUCUAAGUAAUGGAGAACUUAAUACGAAUGCCAAAUCAGAAUGAAAAGGUCCGAUUAUUCUGAAGAAUCGAUAUUUAGUGGCGAGGGACUUUAUACUAGUGUGAAAUGAUGGUGAAAAAGACUAUAACUGCAGAUUUUCCCUUUUAUUUGGUGUUUUUUUCGGUUUUGCUGGUUUUCUCCAACUGUACAUUAUUAAAUAUUGGUUGAUCUUGUCUCCACUCUGUAUACAAGAUAUGCUCCAUAAGCAUUACUCUGUGUUCUUUGAACCAUGACAUGUUGAAUUCAAA
This is a messenger RNA of Jatropha curcas, 1472 nucleotides long. NCBI's taxonomy places the organism in Eukaryota, Viridiplantae, Streptophyta, Magnoliopsida, Malpighiales, Euphorbiaceae. The record is from RefSeq and is a predicted model, not a curated record.